Misgurnus anguillicaudatus (oriental weatherfish) is the source of this 1563-nucleotide messenger RNA. It is a transcript of the gene selenoj, whose product is annotated as selenoprotein J. The record is from RefSeq and is a predicted model, not a curated record. NCBI's taxonomy places the organism in Eukaryota, Metazoa, Chordata, Actinopteri, Cypriniformes, Cobitidae.
AAGGCACGCGCAGUGCAACGUCGUGUUGUCACGUGCAUUUUUUGGCCAAUCAGCAGCACGGAAGAUUCGGUUUCAUAACAAACAUUUCUACCUUGUAACUUGUACACUUUAGACUCACAUACAAGAACAUUACUUACCAAGAUGGCCCUUGCCUUUACUGACAGGGCUAUUGGGGCAAUCAUUGGUGCGGCUGUUGCCGAUGCGGCAGCACAACCACUUCACUGGGUCUAUGACUUGCAGAAACUCAGUGUGAUAUUGUCUGAAAUGUCUCAGCCUGAAUUUCGGUCAGAGUCUGCCAAUCCAUUCUACAGAAGAAACACAGGACAGCAGAGCUGUUAUGGAGAUCAAGCUUUUGUGCUUCUGGAGUCCCUGUCUGAGUGUGGAGGUCUGGAUGUGGAAGACUUGAAGCAUCGCACCUACAAGUUUUUUGGUCCUGGAUCUGAAUAUGACACACCACUCAAUGAUCCAUACAGAGACAAAGGAGCUCCCAGGCCUCAGCUACCUAUUGAGGGACCCUGGAGACAGUCAAGCCUUAAGAGCUUUAUUAAAAACGUGGAUGCAGGCAAGGCAGAGACAGGUUGUGAAACUGAUAACCAAAUGGAUGGAGUGGCAAAGCUUGGUCCCAUUGUAGCCUGCUAUGCUGGAAAGCCGGAGAUGUUGGAGAGGGUUGAGGACGCCAUCCGUGUCACACAAAACAAUGACACAUGUGUGGCCGUAACUCUUGCUGCUGCACGGUUUCUGGAGCAUUUCAUCCUGAAUGGUCCUGAUCCGAAGGCACUGGAUGCAGUACUGGAACAGCUCAAUGACACAAACAGAAAAAACCCUCAGGAGUUGGACAAAGCUAUAGCCGGGCAAAUUCAUCAAGUAAAGGAGAAUCUAAGCAAGAAACCCAAAGAGCUUAUUCCAGCUGUGUUUCCAAACACCUGAGGUUUGCCUGGUGCAUUUCAGGCAGCAUUGCAUGGAGUUCUGACAGCCAGUGGCUAUGAGCAGGCUAUCCGGGACACCAUGAGCUGUGGGGGAUGCACCUCUAGCAGGAGCUCAUUCAUUGGAGCAUGCAUUGGGGCUCAGAUUGGGCUUGAAGGAAUCCCAUCUUCAUGGAAGAGCAAGACUUUGCGAUACAACACUUUGCUCAGUCUAUCAAAGAAAUUGUUAAUCUAAAUGUUUUUUGUUGCCAAGCAAGUGGAUAAAUAGGAAUUUUCUUAUUUAUGCAACACUUCAUCUUCCAUGGCAGUUGUGCUUUGAUAUGACAAUUAAUGAAAGUUUUAGCUUUAAACAAUAUAAGGCUGUAACAUGAUACCUUUUGUUUUAUCAAAGCGCAGCAUGACCAUGCUGAAAAUGACAUGCAUUGUGGCAUUAAGCAGAAAGGAAAGUUAAGGCGCUUUUAGGCUAAUGAUGCCAUCUAGGGGACAUAAAGAACAAUGACGUUAAGAGUGCAAUCACAAAACAUUUUAUGCCAAAUUAAAAACAGCAUUGCAUUAAAAUACAGAUAGAUAAAAAUCAAUAGUAGUAAUAUUAAAUACAAACAGAAACCUUGAUUAGUAAGAAAAAUAGAAUAGUGCAUUU